AUGUUUUCUUCCAAGAAGUCAAUGGUAGGCUACGUGGAGGACGUUGACGAGGAAAUCGGCAGCACCAUUGGCCUGGAGAGCACUCGACGAUACGCCAGAUCUGAUUACGCCCGAUCUGAGGCGCCCAGAAGCCCUGAGCGAUCCAACACCAGCAAGCCACGCAACGACAGAGACUACUCAGACUCCGAGAGUGAAGAGUCGGCCUCCAGCCUCAGCAGCGCUCCUUAUUCUGACGACGAGACACACGCACCUCCCAAGAGAGUGAAGAUGAGGCCUGUUGCUGCCAAUCCUCAACGCCCAAUGCACCCAGGCCGCGAGCCUCGCCGCGAUCCUCGGGAGCCUCGAGACCCUCGCGGCCCCCGAGAGGUCAGAGACCGCCAGAGGAAGCCCAGAGAGGACGACGAGCCAAGGAGGAUGAGGCCCGAGCCCAAGGACAGAGACGCCAGAGCCCCGCGAGAGCCCCGAGGUCCCAAGAAGACUCGGCCUGGCCCUCCCAAGCACGCCGCCUCUCAGCCUGUUGUCAACCAAGCUGGCUACCGACGAGGACAGUUCGAGGACCCGGCUGCUUACGGAGUCCAACAGCCUGCUGCCUCUGCGCAGCGACCUCGAGCCCACACUCGUCCUGCAAGCUACUAUGCAGGCCAGCCGCCCCCACAGCCUCAUCCUCUGGACACCUGGAAUGGGCCUCCUCCGCCAUUCGGCAUGCCUGGCUUCCAGCCUCCGCCCAUGUUUUCUCCUCUUGGUCAUGGCCCUCCUGGUGGGCCUCCAAUGCACCCCAACAUGCCACCUCAGUCCCCCAUGGGCAUGCCACCGCCGGGAUCAUUCUUCCCUUUUGAUGGUCCCAUGGGGCCACCUGGACCAUACGGCCCGCCUGGGCCGCCUCCUCCGGGCGAGCAGCCAAGGCACCGCUUUGAUGGACGCCCCUUAUCUGCCAUUGGCUUCGGCUCUCCCCAAGAGGCCUUGGAGUACUUUCCUGAGGAGUAUGAUGGCUAUGUCGAAGAGCCGUCCCAGAAAGUUGCCCGCCGUCCCUCGCGGCCCAAGAAGCAGCCGAUGCCCGAAGAGCGCAAGAAGAUGCCUCCUCCAGAAUAUGCUCCAAAGCGUACCCAGUCGGCAAGGCCAACCGCAGGCGCCUACAAGCCGCCCAUGACACCGCGCGAGCCCCUACGGGAGCAGCCGCGAGACCAUCUGCGAGAGCAAGCACGGGAGCAGGCACGGGAGCACAUGCGUGACCAGCGUGAGCGCGCACAAUCACGACCGGCUCAGCAGCGACCGCCUCCAGCUCACCGGAGGUCUGUUGGCUUCGUGGACACGCAUGGCUUCGAAGACGACGAGUAUCUGGGCGAUGAGGUAGAUCUCUACCAAGAAGUUUCCCCCAACCAGCGCCGCAAUGCCCUUACUCGGCCUCGACGCAGCCACUCUGUCGCCUAUGAUCAAAACGGCUAUGACAUUGUCCCCGCCGGCAACCGGGGCCGUCGCGGGUCCAUGUACGGGCCUGGGCCUCAUGAUUCUUUUGGUGGUGCCAGCCUUGAGGAAGACAACAGGUACUUUGAUGCUCUGCGGUACCAGGAGGAUGUCAGCGGAAGCACACCGAUGCCCUUGACUGCUGAGUCGCUGCGCAAGGCAUCCAAGCGUGGAGAGUUGGCCAGCAGCCGAUCCACCAGGAGCAGCGGAAGCCAUGACGAGAGCGACUACAGGCGAAGCCACACCACUGGCCACACCACUCAAUCUUCUGCCGCCCACGAUGACUUCACCAUCAAGGUGUCUGGGCAAGCAGUCGUCAAGAUGCCCGGUGCUCAGAUUGAGUGCGAUGGAGGCGAAAUCACCUUUAGCAGCGGCCGAAACGGAGCCUCUGGUUCGGGGCCACCAGGCGCUUCUCGCGCUGGCAGCGAUAAGGAGAGCACCAUCUAUCAGCUUGAUGAUGCGCGAAGCUCUCGCAUGGACCGCAAGGCACUGCCGCAUCGCCCUCGCGCAACUAGCCAGUCCGAUGUCCACAGCCGCAUCUAUGCUCCGCUGCGCGACCCAUAUGAGCACGCCUCGCACGGGCACGCCCCGUUUGAGCAUCUUUCCUAUGAGUCCUAUGGCUCGCAUGAGCGUGAGCGUAUUCCUCACGCACCCUACGACCCGGCCCUUGCUGCUUACGACUAUGAUUGAUUACGACCAAAACAUCAUGUUUGAUGAAUAAAACACAUUCACGAAACAAAAAUCACGAUUAAUGACAUGAUAAACAAAAAUGUGCAGCAUUCUUCUUUUAUCCUUUGUAUCUGCCUCGAUUUGCGAAAGCAAGCGCUACUCCCUUUGGGGGUUGCCUGCUGCCAAAAUUUCUUUCUUGAAUUUCACUCUUCGUUUCUAUUUGUGUUUCUAUUUUACAGCCGUUUCUUUUCUUCUCUUCUUUACUGCCUUCACAUCUUGCGCUUGUCUUGGUGGUUCAUAUACCCUGCCGCCAUUCUACGGCGGCAAACCAUUCUGAUACCCCCAAAAAAUCGUUGGCGAUGGAAGGAUAUUGUGUUUUGGCUUCUAUUUGGCGGACACGUUGAUACAUGCGGAAGGGAUCUUGUUUCAUUUCAUUUCACUCCACUGUUUUUUCUUCUUCUUCUUUCUUUGCGAGUCGUGCUGCCUGCAGAGUGUCGGUGAGAUAAUUGAGCUCGAUUGGGCGAGCUGAGAGAAGCUGGUCUGACUCCUCUCCCGACCUUGCCGCAUGAGAAAUGGCGCCAUCUCUGAGGAGGGCUGUCUUCUGCUGGGCAUAAUCCAUAUUCCCGACAUACCAUCACCCACCUCAACGGCAUUCCCACGGUCAGCACGAUGUGGAAAACGUAUUGGAUCAAAGGCGAUAUUUUUUUUCUUAUUUUAAUUUCUGGUUGUGGGACAAAUUCAGUCUAUUACUUUAGCGGCCCGUUAUGUGUUAAGAGGAGGAAGUUAUCGAAUUAUUUGAUCUUAUUCAUGUCUCAUCAAAUGUUACCAAAACGAUAGAAUGUAUGAGCAACGGGGGUUCGCACCCCCUUCACUCCCUCUGCCAAUACACGCGGGGCUCUUUUUGUUUCUCAACUGGCAUUCCAACCUGCUUCCCCCGUGCUCCUCUCUCAACUCUUUCCCCCCUUCCUCUCCUUUCAUCCUUCGAAAGAGAGAAGAGUGCCGUGAUUGGCGACCACGUGCAUUCGAGCCGGAGUCAAUACCCCUCACGGCUUACCCUUGUGGGCUAGCACGC
Molecule: messenger RNA, 3202 nt
Organism: Trichoderma atroviride IMI 206040
Lineage: Eukaryota; Fungi; Ascomycota; Sordariomycetes; Hypocreales; Hypocreaceae
Source: RefSeq, a predicted model, not a curated record